AUGGCGACCCCCGAGCAAGUUCCUGGGCAAGAAUUCGAUUAUGAAGCCCUCCCUUCGAAUUAUGGCCUCGGUCGGAACAUGUUAGCUGGCGCGUUCGCUGGUAUUGCGGAACAUGCUGUGAUGUACCCGGUAGAUCUGUUGAAGACUCGCAUGCAAAUCCUGCACCCUACGAGCGGAGGCCUCUACACGGGGCUGACGAAUGCGGUUUCUACCAUUUACCGGAUCGAAGGCUGGCGGACAUUAUGGAAGGGCGUUUCAAGUGUGAUUGUUGGCGCUGGUCCCGCCCACGCCGUGUAUUUUGGCACAUACGAGGUCGUUAAGGAUCUUGCGGGUGGAAAUGUCGAUGAUGGGCACCAUCCGAUGGCUGCAGCUCUAAGUGGUGCCUCCGCGACCAUCGCCAGCGAUGCAUUGAUGAACCCCUUUGACGUGAUCAAGCAGCGGAUGCAAGUACAUGGAUCUGUGCACAAGACCCUUAUCCAAUGCGCUAAGACCGUCUACCGGACGGAGGGGCUCCAGGCGUUCUAUGUGUCUUAUCCUACCACCCUGUGCAUGACCGUUCCUUUCACCGCCACCCAAUUUGUUGCAUACGAGUCUCUCUCGAAAGUCAUGAACCCCUCUCAGGAUUACGACCCGUUCACCCACUGUAUUGCCGGUGGUUUGGCGGGAGCUUUCGCCGCCGGUCUGACCACGCCUCUGGACGUGGUGAAGACCCUUCUCCAAACUCGAGGCCUGGCGCAGAACGAGGAGAUUCGGUCGGCCAAGGGUCUGUUCAACGCGGCUGCCAUCAUCAAGCGGCAGUUUGGCUGGAGUGGGUUCCUACGUGGCGCUCGCCCCCGCAUUAUUUCUACGAUGCCCAGCACGGCCAUUUGCUGGACUUCCUACGAAAUGGCCAAGGCCUACUUCAAGGGCCGCGGGGACUAA
Aspergillus melleus is the source of this 921-nucleotide messenger RNA. RefSeq names its product putative mitochondrial carrier protein (gene mrsA). The record is from RefSeq and is a predicted model, not a curated record. Gene Ontology annotation, molecular function: ferrous iron transmembrane transporter activity. Lineage: Eukaryota; Fungi; Ascomycota; Eurotiomycetes; Eurotiales; Aspergillaceae. Gene Ontology annotation, cellular component: mitochondrial membrane. The transcript is spliced from 8 exons. The coding region runs from base 1 to 921 and encodes 306 amino acids. Gene Ontology annotation, biological process: iron import into the mitochondrion.